GACUAAUCUCUGUUGCCAAAAUAACAAUUACGACGCCUCUCACAAGCCAAGCUAUUUGGAAUUUAGGAAUAACUGAACCAUGAAACUCGCACCAACUUUUCUAAUUGUGUCAAUACGCACAAUUUUUUGUAGUUUAUUUUGUAAUUGACGAGUUCAAACUAAAGAAGCACAACAUGACUUUCAAAUACUUGCUUUGUCUCAUUUUGCUCUUCAAAUUCGGACAAAACGUUGUGGGCGUGGAAAAUGGGACACGAAAGAGCCUGCCUCAAGGUGAAAGUGGUGAUGCCUCUGAAAGUCUCCUUGGACAUCAUUUUGUCAACUUGACCCGUUGCAGCCAUACUCAGCUUAAUUUAAGUAAAGAAUCGUUGGACUAUAAUUGGGAUCUCAAAGGAUUUCUCGAUUAUUAUAUUUUUAUGAAGAAGUUUGAGCAAGUUUUCGAAGUUAAAACGGAAGAAAUUAAUUUCAAAUCAGACAUUGUGGAUGGAAAAUGGUACUUCAAGAUUAUCAAAGUCAUUACACCUGGCAAUACUCCUUCUGAAGAUAUUAUUGUGUCCAGCACAUAUUCCUACGAGGCCAAACAGCCCAAAAAACUGCAUUUCUACGUCAAAUUGUCCCUAAUUCACAACAAGAAGGAAAUUGUUCUUCCAAUUCAAAAGUCCACAAAUGCCAUGGUCAUGCAACAAAGACUUUAUAAUCGACGUGGGUAUUCCAGCUACCUGGAAUACGUGCAUACUUUCACCUGGCCAAGUUUAGGAUCUACUAUCGAAAGUAUUUUAAAACUUUCCACCUCCUCCAGACUUCCAGAUUCAUCCAGACAAAACGGUGAGCUAGAAGAAGACGAGUCCUUCAUUGGUGAGGAUGGUCGACUUACGUUCAAGAAAGAAAGUGAAGAUGUAACUUUGAGGUUCAAAAUCAUCGCAUAUUUCCCAACUGACCCUGUUUUCACGGGCUCGGAAAAUUGCCAGCAUUUGCUGAAGACCACUUUCUCGGAGGAGUCAGAAGGGCUGGUGAGAGAUGGAGAGUCGUCAUCGCCAAAAACCCAUGCAGUUUGGAAAUAUGGCAUUCCACCCUAUGUGAAACAUGCAAAUAGCAUGCUUCACGAUGUCAAAUAUUCAGACGUGAUCCUUAAAGUCAAAGUGGGAGAUGGAGACCAACUGUUCACCGCACAUCGAAUAAUUUUAUCAACAAGUAGUCCAGUAUUUUCUGCGAUGCUCUACAAUUCGACAGAUUUGGUAGAAAGUACAAACGAAAUAUUAUUUGGCAACAGCAAUGGAACCAGUAUAAAUCGCUAUCUGACGGAAUUAAACCUUGGCGAAUCUCUGAGUGCUGAAGUGGCUGAAGAAUUGCUUCGAUACAUUUACACUGGGAUGGUCUCGUAUGAAAAAAUGGCGGAUAAACUGAUUCUCGCCGCACAUAAAUACGAGCUCCCCGAACUAAAGAAAUUGUGUGAGAGAUAUUUAUUGCCAAGAAUUAAGACGGAAAAUGCCAUCCAAAUGUACACCGUUGGACAUGAAGUGGGCUCAAGUAAAAUAGUUAGACGUGCUUUGGCGAUAAUGAAGGCAAACAAGACGAAACUGGUGACGCAGUCCGCAGAAUUCCAACGAUUGUCUAUCGAGCAUCCCGGAUUAAUGUACGAGCUAUUUGUGUCCCCUUAAUUUAAUUUAUUUUGGAUAUAUGUAUUUAUUGCAUAUGUUUAUAAGCAGCGAAAACUGAAUGAAUAUAUAUGUGCACAUUACUUAAAUUCA
Messenger RNA from Folsomia candida, 1745 nucleotides. RefSeq lists its product as uncharacterized. The record is from RefSeq and is a predicted model, not a curated record. Gene Ontology annotation, cellular component: cytoplasm. The coding region runs from base 174 to 1655 and encodes 493 amino acids. The transcript is spliced from 5 exons. Lineage: Eukaryota; Metazoa; Arthropoda; Collembola; Entomobryomorpha; Isotomidae. Gene Ontology annotation, molecular function: ubiquitin protein ligase binding. Gene Ontology annotation, biological process: proteasome-mediated ubiquitin-dependent protein catabolic process; regulation of proteolysis.